AUGGCACAAGGAAAUAAUUAUGGGCAAAGCAGCAAUGGGGUGGCUGAUGAAUCCCCAAACAUGCUGGUGUACAGAAAGAUGGAAGACGUCAUAGCCCGCAUGCAAGAUGAGAAAAAUGGGAUUCCUAUUCGUACGGUGAAAAGUUUUCUUUCCAAGAUUCCCAGUGUCUUUUCUGGUUCAGAUAUUGUUCAAUGGUUAACGAAGAACUUAUCUAUAGAAGACCCAGUUGAAGCUCUGCAUUUGGGAACUCUGAUGGCAGCACAUGGUUAUUUCUUUCCAAUCUCAGACCAUGUUCUAACACUGAAGGAUGAUGGCACCUUUUAUCGAUUCCAGACACCCUAUUUUUGGCCAUCAAAUUGUUGGGAGCCGGAAAACACAGACUAUGCUGUUUACCUCUGCAAGCGGACAAUGCAAAACAAAGCAAGGCUAGAACUAGCAGACUAUGAAGCUGAAAGUUUGGCCAGGCUACAGCGAGCUUUCGCUCGGAAAUGGGAAUUUAUUUUUAUGCAAGCUGAAGCACAAGCAAAGGUUGACAAGAAGAGAGACAAGAUAGAGAGGAAGAUUCUUGACAGUCAAGAGCGAGCAUUUUGGGAUGUGCACCGUCCGGUGCCUGGCUGUGUAAACACUACUGAAGUGGAUAUAAAAAAAUCUUCAAGGAUGAGAAAUCCACAUAAAACAAGAAAGUCUGUCUAUGGCUUACAAAAUGACAUCCGAAGUCACAGCCCUACGCACACUCCAGUGCCAGAGACUAAGCCACCCACAGAAGAUGAGCUACACCAAGAGAUUAAGCACUGGCAAAUGCAAUUAGACAGACAUAGAUUAAAAAUGUCAAAAGUUGCAGAGAGUCUAUUAGCUUAUACAGAGCAGUAUUUGGAAUAUGAUCCUUUUCUUGUGCCCCCUGAUCCCUCAAACCCUUGGAUAUCAGAUGACACCACUUUCUGGGAACUGGAGGCAAGCAAAGAGCCAGGACAGCAGAGGGUGAAACGAUGGGGAUUUGGCAUGGAUGAAGCUUUGAAAGACCCUGUGGGAAGAGAGCAGUUUCUGAAAUUCUUGGAGUCAGAAUUCAGUUCAGAAAAUUUAAGGUUCUGGUUAGCAGUAGAAGACCUGAAGAAGAGGCCUAUCCGUGAAGUUCCUGCUCGCGUCCAAGAAAUCUGGCAAGAAUUUCUUGCUCCAGGUGCGCCCAGCGCUAUCAACCUCGACUCAAAAAGUUAUGACAAAACCACUCAGAAUGUGAAGGAACCUGGAAGAUACACAUUUGAAGAUGCUCAGGAGCACAUUUACAAACUGAUGAAAAGUGAUUCUUAUCCUCGUUUUAUACGAUCCAGUGCCUACCAGGAGCUGCUACAGGCCAAGAAAAAGUUGGAAAACACUCUGGAUCGUCGAACAUCUUUUGAGAAAUUCACACGCAAUGUGGGCAGAAACAUCCCUAUUUUUCCAUGCCAUAAAAACUGUACACCAACACUGAGGGCGAGCACUAACCUGUUAUGAAAAGAGGUAGAAAGAUCUUGGAUUAUAAUCGAGUUUGUCUGCAUUGUCUGUUGAAUUGUGCAGGUGAUGCUGCUGUGUGUGUGUGUGUGUCUGUGGCUUUUUCUGUGAUCUGGUUAGUGGAGCUGUGUGUGUUGAAAUGAACUAUAUGAGAGCUUUCAGCAAAGAUCAUGGUUUUUGUUUUUUUUUUUAGUUUCUAGGGAAGGAGAAGCAGUUGUCAGAACCUGUCUCUCCUGUAA
Cinclus cinclus is the source of this 1724-nucleotide messenger RNA. RefSeq names its product regulator of G protein signaling 7 (gene RGS7). The transcript is spliced from 17 exons. Lineage: Eukaryota; Metazoa; Chordata; Aves; Passeriformes; Cinclidae. Gene Ontology annotation, biological process: regulation of G protein-coupled receptor signaling pathway; G protein-coupled receptor signaling pathway; intracellular signal transduction. The record is from RefSeq and is a predicted model, not a curated record. Bases 1 to 1488 code for a protein of 495 amino acids.